CCGAAAUAGCCUCAUAUCGCGAUCAAAACUGCCGGCCAGGAACUUGCCGAUACGCCAGCCUCAUCGGCACCCGCCCGAAAGAGAAAAAACCCUGAGCGCUUCGGCCGUACUCCGUAUUAUUCCUUUGCGAGGUAGGGCUAGGGCCACGUUGCCGCCGAGCGCGAAAUCGCCGACCAUCCAUCACCUUCGAACCGGAAAAUGACCCCGCCAUCCACCGGCGGCCAAGCGGCCGAGAACAACGACCACCUCGUCCAGUCGGACAACCCGGACCACCCGGCCAACCUGAUCCCAUCGCUAUGUGCCAAGUUCUGGACACUCGGCUGGGUCACCGGUACGGGAGGAGGUGCCUCGAUCCGCGACAGUGACCUCGUCUACAUCGCGCCCUCGGGCGUGCAAAAGGAGCUGAUGAAGCCCUCUGAUAUCUACGUGCUCUCACUCGCGGCCCAAGCGCAGUCCCUCGACCGCCGCAACCGCGUCUACCUUCGCAGCCCGCCCAACUACAAGCCGAGCCAGUGCACCCCGCUGUUCCUAGCCGCCUUCACCAAGCGGCGCGCCGGCUGCUGCAUCCACACGCACUCACACUGGGCAGUGCUCGUGACGCUGCUCCUGGAGAAGGAGGGCCCGGGCAAGGACCGCGAGUUCCGCAUCAACAACAUCGAACAGAUCAAGGGAUUCGGCAGGGGCUUUGAAAAGACCGGGAACCUGGGGUACCACGACACGCUGGUGGUUCCCGUGAUCGAAAAUACGGCGCAUGAGGAGGACUUGACCGAGUUCCUCGAAGAGGCUAUGGACAAGUACCCUGAUACCUAUGCGGUCUUGGUGAGGAGGCAUGGCGUGUACGUAUGGGGAGAGAAUGUUCAUAAAGCCAAGACGCAGUGCGAAAGCCUCGACUAUCUCUUCCAGCUGGCCGUUGAGAUGAAGAGGUUGGACCUGCCCUGGAUCACCGAGAUCGAGCCCGUGAAACCCCGGAGGCCGUAGCUGAAUUCCACCGUAACUUGCGCAAGUGACUUGCAGGCCACAACAUGCUCCGCCAAUUGUGUGACCAAUUGACGUUGACUGGUCGCUGAAAUAAACCAUCAAUUUCGGCUCGCAAAGUUGCGCUGCCUAUAAACGACUACCCACAGCUGCGAAUAUUUA
Molecule: messenger RNA, 1137 nt
Organism: Thermothelomyces thermophilus ATCC 42464
Lineage: Eukaryota; Fungi; Ascomycota; Sordariomycetes; Sordariales; Chaetomiaceae
Exons: 3
Coding region: 199-978 (259 amino acids)
Cellular component (GO): cytoplasm
Molecular function (GO): methylthioribulose 1-phosphate dehydratase activity; metal ion binding
Source: RefSeq, a predicted model, not a curated record